Molecule: messenger RNA, 2434 nt
Organism: Centruroides sculpturatus (bark scorpion)
Lineage: Eukaryota; Metazoa; Arthropoda; Arachnida; Scorpiones; Buthidae
Gene: p38b
Product: mitogen-activated protein kinase 14-like
Exons: 12
Coding region: 212-1267 (351 amino acids)
Biological process (GO): protein phosphorylation; intracellular signal transduction
Cellular component (GO): cytoplasm; nucleus
Molecular function (GO): MAP kinase activity; ATP binding
Source: RefSeq, a predicted model, not a curated record
GAAUCUAAAAAGAAUUAUUAUUAUUUUUUUUUGGCGAUAUUUAGUCGGAAUUUUUCGAACUACCGUCGACGUCUCGUACGUCGCGAUACAAAAUGGAAGAGGAGAGUGCGGAGAGGUAGUUGUUUUUUCAGUCGAUCGGCCAGACGUGGAUAAUAUAAAGCGUGUCGGCGAUUAUCUGUGCCAUUUAUAAAAGAACAUUUGACUGGUAAAGAUGAAAACGGGUUUCGUUCGCGUGGAGCUGAACAGAACAAUUUGGGAGGUGCCCGAAAGAUAUCAAAACUUAUCACCAGUCGGCUCCGGUGCCUACGGACAAGUUUGUUCUGCGAUCGAUACCGUCACAAGUCAGAAGGUCGCAAUCAAAAAGCUCGCCAGACCGUUCCAGUCGGCAAUUCACGCAAAGAGAACUUACAGAGAACUGAGGUUAUUGAAGCACAUGAAUCAUGAAAAUGUUAUUGGAUUAUUGAAUGUAUUCACUCCUUCAACAAAUAUUGAAGAUUUCCAAGAUGUUUAUUUAGUUACUCAUUUAAUGGGAGCAGACUUAAACAACAUUAUCAGAACUCAGAGAUUAAGUGACGAUCAUGUUCAGUUUUUAGUUUAUCAAAUUUUACGUGGUCUUAAGUACAUUCAUUCAGCUGCAAUAAUACAUAGGGAUUUAAAGCCAAGUAAUAUAGCUGUAAAUGAAGACUGUGAAUUGAAGAUACUAGAUUUUGGUUUAGCAAGACAUGCAGAGAUUGAAAUGACUGGUUAUGUAGCAACUAGGUGGUACAGAGCUCCGGAAAUUAUGUUAAAUUGGCAACACUAUAAUCAUACAGUGGACAUUUGGUCUGUAGGAUGUAUAAUGGCAGAGCUUCUAACUUCUAGAACGCUAUUUCCCGGAACUGAUCACAUUGAUCAGUUAUUGCAGAUCAUGUCGCUUGUUGGGACACCGGACGAUUCUUUAUUGGAAAAAAUUAUGAGUGAAGAGGCAAGAAAUUACAUAAGGUCUUUACCAGUAAUUCAAAAGAAGGAUUUCAAGGAAGUUUUUAAAGGUGCAAAUGCAGAUGCAAUUGAUCUCUUGGAAAAGAUGCUGGAGUUGGAUGCUGACAGAAGGCCGACUGCAACGGAAGCUCUGGCGCACGCAUACUUGGUACAGUAUGCUGACCCCAAUGACGAACCGGUAGCAGAACCUUAUGACCAGUCGUUUGAAGACCGAGAUCUUUCGGUUGCCGAAUGGAAACAACUCGUGUACGAAGAAGUCAUGACAUUUCGUCCGCGGGACGAAGCGUAGUUCACUCCACCGGACAUCAAAAGAAUCGGACUCUGCGAUCAUCUAUUCCGUCUCAUUGUUAUAUAUCGCAACAUUACGUUUAGAAUCCGUGACUAUCGGUUCGUCAGCAUUUCGCCAAUUUAUAAUUUCAGCAUUUCAACAAUUAAGGUACGUUUUCGUUCCGGCCAAGAAGGAAAUUUGCGAUUUUGAAUUGUUGAAAUAUUUAAUUUGUGAGAAAAAAUUUCAUCCUUUGUAAAUGCAUGUAGAAAUGUUAUAAUUAGGAAUCAUCAUUUAUUAUCCGUUGUCCGAAAAUCAAUAGUUUUUAGCACAGAUGUUAAUUUGCACAAACCAAUGAUUUGUAUAUACUUUCAUAUACUCUUCAAUUUUUAUGCAAUAAUGAUUAGAAAUGCCAAAUCCGAUACAAAAGCCUAAACAGUUGUCGUUAAAUUGUUGUUACCGUUUGGAAGGAAAUUGCGGUAAAUAUGAUACAUUCACAUAAAUAUAGAAACAGAUAAAAUUGACUCACUGGUGAUAUUAGUUUUAUUAUUUGGGACUAAUUUUUUCGAUUUAGAAUUUUCCGAUACUCUUGUAGAUUAGAUAUGAAAAUAUUUUAAUGGAAAACAAAGGUGCACAAAUUUAUUUUGCCAUGUUUCUCAAAGUAGUUGAAUAUUUGUAAAGCAUAGCAUUUUCAAACAAACAGCAUAAUGUUGAUUUUGAAGAACUUUUUAAUUGAUUCUAUUGUUAUGAGAAAAGAAGAGACUAUUUUUCUACGAGCUUUGUUUCUCUCUCUCUCUCUCUUCUAAAUGAGACUAAAUUGUCUUUGGUCUCCACAAUGCAAUUUUAUUAUUUUUAUUAUGUCUCGUUUAGCGUAUUUUGCCAUUUAAAAUGUUUACAAAAUUAUAAAAACUCAACAAGGAUGUUUUUAUCGUAGAAGUCCAAUGUAAAGCCAACGACCGAGAGUUUUUAGCCAAUUUGCCGUCGCAAAAGAAUUGUUUAAUAAGAAAUUCAAAUUUUCUAGAUUUGUCGGAUGCAAUUUGUUAAGUUUGUAAUCGAAGCGUGGACCUUCCGUAAGAGAUUGUUAAUGUAAUUUUUGAAGAUUCUCUAAGAGCAAACUUUUUGAUCUCAUUUGCUUAAAGCAACUCUGUAGUUGUUGAAUGAAAAAAUAGUAUUAAACUUGAUCAUUUUCAA